AAUGCCUGUCGUGUAUCCUAGAACGAGUAUAAGCGGGUUUGAGACAACAUUAUCAUUGUCGUAGAUGGGCCCCCAUGUGGCUGCCUCGUCCUGGUCAAGUUGUUCAAAAUGUGCCCAUUGUAUUUUAUCGUCGACUUCAUUUGGUACGACAUUAUAUGCAGUGGGUACGACCUCGUUGAUGAAUCCGGCGACGCUAUCCAAAAUUGUGGGGUCUGUGACUUGUUGAGGUGUGACAGUGACACUCCCUCCUCCUCCUCUCGUUUGAGAUUUGGACCGUCGAUGAGGCGAUUCAGCAGACAUAAUUUGGUUGCUGAAACAAAGAGUGUGGGGGGUAAACAGAUGAAGGACAAAGGGGUACACCCAUUGACAACCUUACGACGCGAUUAUUUAUAAAACUGUCUAUUAAUAGAUGAUAUUUUUGCGUGAAAUUGGAUGUCUUACCUUGUUUUCGAUGCAAAUCAACAUUUCAACUCACAAACUGCGUCAUUCCGCUCUAAAACAGUAAUGACGUCAGAUUCAAAGGGUAAUUUCAGAUGAUGAUAACAUAGAAAGAAUACAAGGGUCCAAACUUACCAUCAAAGUCGCAAAUAAGGGCUUUAGAUGGUUUCAAAUCACUAUUAUAAAUCAAUAUGCAUUAAUACAAAGAACUUCAACAACUGUCACUGUCACAACAACAGAAAUCAGCUGAUUGGAUAACAUUGGUCGAGUCGUAGCGGUCGAUUUAAUUUUAGCAAAUGGUGGGGCAAUCAUUUAUUUAUAUUGUAAAUAUAAACAGUUGUAAUUAACAAAUCAAAAUGAUUGUUCUUGUUUUAUUCGGUUUUUUGGUGCACCAUUCCAUAGCCUUAAAACCCAAUGUUUUGAUGGUGAUGGUCGAUGAUUUGAGACCAGCAUUAGGAGUCUACGGAGAUGACAAUGCCUACACCCCAAAUAUUGAUAAAUUGGCUAGAAAAAGCUUCGUUUUUACGAAUGCAUUUGCUCAACAAGCGCUGUGCGCCCCCAGCCGUAAUUCGCUCCUUACGAGUCGCCGCCCCGACUCUCUCCACUUGUACGACUUCUACAGCUACUGGCGUGACUCAGUGGGUAAUUUCACCACUCUCCCUCAACUCUUCAAAGACCACGGUUACUACACCCAAUCCAUUGGGAAAAUUUUUCACCCAGGCAUCUCCUCCAACAACACUGACGACUCCCCUUACAGCUGGAGUGGCAAACCUUUCCAUCCUAGAACCGAAAAAUACAAAGAAUCUAAAGUUUGUAUGACUGCAAAAGGCAUUCUCGCUCGGAAUUUAAUCUGUCCGGUGAUUGUUGACGCUCAACCUGGCGGGACAUUACCCGAUCUUGAGUCUUUAGCCGAAGCGGAAAAGUUUCUAAAAGAGUACAAGGAUGAAAAACCGUAUUUUUUAGCUGUGGGGUUUCAUAAACCACACUUACCGUUGAAAUUUCCUGUGGAGUAUUUGGAACAUCAUCGAGGAGAGGUGGUGCUUCCGGUAAAUCGAUGGCGACCUUCAUUUAUGCCAACAGUGGCGUGGAAUCCAUGGUUGGAUGUGAAAAAUCGUGAUGAUAUCAAAGAAUUGAACAUUUCGUUUCCUUUUGGCCUAAUGCCUGAUAAUGUUACGAAAGAAAUUAUUCGAAAUUACAACGCUGCUACUAGUUAUAUUGAUGAUUUGAUUGGUUCUUUACUUGAAAAAAUUGAUAAUAAUACGAUUAUUAUUGUGACUAGUGACCAUGGUUGGUCAAGAGGCGAACAUGGGGAAUUUUCAAAAUUCAGUAAUUUUGAUGUUGCCACACAUAUCCCGUUAAUUAUCCAUGUCCCAAGAUUAAGCAAUACGGAAAUAAUAAUUCCUCAACUUGUCGAGUUGGUUGAUCUUUUUCCUACUUUAGUUGAUUUAACUCAAAUAGUUCCAACGCUAGAAAUAUGUAAUAAAAAUGGUUCAAAUUUAAUAUUAUGUACAGAGGGACACAGUUUAGUGCCAAUAAUGGUUUCAAAACAAGCCAGAGAGGGAAAAAAAGCUGUUUUUUCACAAUAUCCAAGACCUGGAGCUUUUCCUUCUGAAAUUCCAGAUAGUGAUAAACCACGACUUAAAAAUAUUAAUAUAAUGGGAUAUUCGAUUAGGACGACAAGAUACCGAUACACAGAAUGGAUCAAAUUUAAUCAUACGACAUUUAUGCCUGACUGGUCAAAAGUUUAUGGGAAAGAAUUAUAUGAUCAUUUAAUUGAUGCUUUAGAAAAUAUGAAUCUUGUUACAAGGCCUGAAUUGAAUGACUUGAUCAAUUCCAUGCAUAAACAAUUGAUUUUAGGGUGGAGAUUUAGUUGAACGGUAAAAUAAAAAAAUUCAAAAAAUCAAUUCGUUUUUAUUUAAAUUCAAAAAAAAAAAAUUACAAGUUAUGCAAUCCAUAAAACAACUUAGUGCCAAGUUUAGGGUUUUUUGAGCUUAAAAU
Messenger RNA from Tribolium madens (black flour beetle), 2436 nucleotides. RefSeq names its product iduronate 2-sulfatase. The transcript is spliced from 3 exons. NCBI's taxonomy places the organism in Eukaryota, Metazoa, Arthropoda, Insecta, Coleoptera, Tenebrionidae. Gene Ontology annotation, molecular function: iduronate-2-sulfatase activity. The record is from RefSeq and is a predicted model, not a curated record. The coding region runs from base 795 to 2312 and encodes 505 amino acids.